AUGUGUGGUAUAUUUGCUGUUUUUGGUAGUAUAACCGAUUUAGUCACGCUAUGCAAAUCGGCAUACAAAAUAGUUCAUCGUGGACCCGAUGCCUUUCGGUUAGAAACUGUCUACCAGUUCCCGUCGUGCUGUCUGGGGUUCCAUCGCCUUGCUAUCCUGGACGCUGAACAUGGAAUGCAGCCGAUGAGAGUCAUCCAACAUCCUAAUGUUUGGCUGAUUUACAACGGGGAGAUAUACAAUCACAUUCAAUUAAAGGAGCAGUUUGACUUUCACUACGCCACUCAUUGUGACGGAGAGUCCAUUAUUCACCUGUAUGCCAGAGGAGGGAUUGAGUUCACAGCCAGACAUUUGGACGGGGUGUUUGCAUUCUGUCUCCUAGAUACGACCAAACGGAAGGUCCACCUUGGCAGAGAUACAUUCGGAGUCAAGCCGCUGUUUCGUAUUUUUAAUGAAGAUGAUGGGCUUUUAUCGGCAUGCUCUGAGGUCAAAGGUCUAAUGGACAUUGCUGGCCACCAAUCUAAUGCGAAGAUUCAAGAAGUGAUGCCUGGCCAUGUGGAAACCUAUCGUCUCGAUAUGAGGGGUCGAGCUUCACUAGAAAGCAUAACGCAGUUCCAUGAUGUCGGCAAAGCUCCGUCAUAUUCUCCUGCCGCCAAACUGUUAAGCAAUGACAUCCAGGCCAGCAUCCGAACCCUAUUAGAGAGUGCCGUAAGCAAAAGAAUGAUGGCCGAACGCCGUAUCGGAUGUCUGCUUUCUGGUGGUUUGGACUCAAGCUUGGUUACCGCUUUGUUGGUAAAGUUGGCGGGAGAACAAGGUCAAAUCUACCCGAUACAGACUUUCUCUAUCGGAAUGGAGGGCAGUCCCGACUUAAAAGCAGCCAGGAAGGUCGCCGAUUACUUGAGUACGGAGCACCACGAGAUAAUAUUAAAACCUGAGGAAGUGAUCACCGCCGUCAAAAACGUCAUAUACCACCUGGAGAGUUAUGAUGCACUAACGAUUCGUGGAGCAUUUGGAAUGUACAUGUUGUGUCAAUACGUGAAGGAGAACACGAAUACGACAGUUUUAUUAGUUGGGGAGGGAGCCGACGAGAUCACACAAGGGUACAAGCACUUCCACAACGCGCCCUCCGCUGAGGACGGAGACAGGGAAAGCAGACGACUUUGCAAAGACAUCAGUUUCUUUGACGUGCGCAGGGUGGAGAGAAACUCCGCAGCUUUUGGACUUGAGGUACGUGUGCCGUUCCUUGACCAUCAGUUCAGCAGUUUUUACCUGUCAUUAGACCCUGAGCUGAAGUCACCCAAGAACGGUAUAGAGAAGCAUUUACUCAGGUCUUCCUUUGAUAAGACGGGGUUACUUCCGACAGAAAUCCUCUGGCGGCCAAAGGAAGCCUUCGCUGACGGCCUUGCCUCUCCAAUUAAGUCAUGGAUCGAGUUUAUACAAGACUUUGUCGCAAAACAUAUAACCGACUCAGAAAUGGAAAACAAUAGCCAUCAGUACACUCACAACCCUCCGGUCAGUAAGGAGUCCCUGUACUACCGACGGAUAUUUGAGAGUUUCUAUCCCGGACAGGGUCAUCUGAUACCCUAUUUCUGGAAGCCUAAGUGGUCAUCGUCUUCGGACCCAAAAUAAUAGAUAACUAGCGAAUAUUGAAGAAUGAAAUUCGUGCGCUUGUAUAAACAGAAUAAUUAUGCAAUUUUUGUUUCUAAUUGCAACUUAAAAUGUUGUUUUCUCAGCAUGCCCUG
Messenger RNA from Pecten maximus, 1739 nucleotides. Its product is annotated as asparagine synthetase [glutamine-hydrolyzing]-like. Lineage: Eukaryota; Metazoa; Mollusca; Bivalvia; Pectinida; Pectinidae. The transcript has 9 exons. The record is from RefSeq and is a predicted model, not a curated record. The coding region runs from base 1 to 1626 and encodes 541 amino acids. Gene Ontology annotation, molecular function: asparagine synthase (glutamine-hydrolyzing) activity. Gene Ontology annotation, cellular component: cytosol.